UCUGAUUUAGUAACCUGAUCUCCUAUUGCCUGACUCUCGACUAAGAGAGAGAGAGAGAUGGAGAGAGAAGCAGUAGUUCCUCACGUGCUGAUCUUCCCCUUCCCAGCUCAGGGCCACAUGAACUCCAUGCUCAAAUUGGCGGAGCUCCUCUGCCCAGCGGACUUUUACAUCACCUUCCUAAACUCCGACCAUAACCACAAACGUCUCCUCCGCUUCACCGACGCCGAAGUCCGCUUCAGGCAUUGGCCCAAAUUCCGCUUCGAAUCCAUCACUGAUGGCCUCCCAGACGACGACUACCGUUCAUCAGAACGCACCUUCGAAAUGUUCAACACCUUGGAGUCCAUCACCAGACCUCUUUUCCGAGAGCUGAUCAUCUCCCUAUCACGUCCACAUCAGGAAAUUUCACCGUUAAGUUGCAUCAUAGCAGAUGGAAUCAUACCUUUAGCCAUUGAUGUGGCAGAGGAGCUUAACAUCCCAAUUAUUUCUUUCCGUACCAUCAGCGCUUGCUCCUUCUGGGCCUACUUCUGCAUCCCCAAACUAAUUGCAGCAGGCGAGCUUCCCUUCCAAGGAGACAUGGAUGUGCCGAUAAAGUGCGUACCAGGGACGGAGGGUUUCCUUCGCCGUCGAGAUCUCCCCAGGUUCUGCAGGACGGAAGACUUGAACGAUCAUGUGUUCCAAGCUGUUUUAAUGGCGACCCAGAAGACGACUCGGGCAUCUGCACUUAUACUCAACAGUUUCGAAGACCUGGAAGGCCCGAUACUCUCUGAAAUCCGUUCUCACCUUCCCAAUCUCUACGCCAUCGGACCGCUCCAUGCCCACUCCAAAACCCGACUGCUCGAACAAUCCUUGGUAUCGCCGCUUUGUUCCAACAGCCUCUGGGAAGUGGACAGAAGCUGCAUGAAGUGGCUUGAUUCUCGGCCGCCAGAGUCGGUGGUUUACGUCAGCUUCGGCAGUUUGGCAGUGGUGGACAGGGAGACACUGUUGGAAUUCUGGUACGGUCUGGUCCGCAGCGGGAAACCCUUUCUGUGGGUCGUACGGCCUGAUUCCGUUACCGGAGGAGAAGUAGAUGACAAGAUUCCGGGAGAGUUAGUGGAGGGGACAACGGAGAGAGGGUGUAUAGUGGGGUGGGCGCCACAGGAGGAGGUGCUGGCCCACCCAGCGGUGGGUGGGUUUCUCACCCACAGCGGUUGGAAUUCAACGUUAGAGAGCAUAUACGCCGGGGUGCCCAUGAUUUGCUGGCCCUACUUUGCAGACCAGCAGAUCAACAGUAGGUUCGUGAGCGAAGUGUGGAGAGUGGGGGUGGACAUGAAGGACACCUGCGACAGAGUGAUCGUGGAGAAGAUGGUGAAGGAUGUGAUGGAGCGGAGGGAAGAGUUGAUGGGUUCGGUGGACAAGCUGGCGAAGCUGGCAAGGAGCUGCGUUAGCCAAGGUGGGUCCUCACGUUCCAAUGUUGACAGGCUGAUCCAAGACAUAAGAUCCAUGGCUCGAUCAUAG
Molecule: messenger RNA, 1494 nt
Organism: Telopea speciosissima
Lineage: Eukaryota; Viridiplantae; Streptophyta; Magnoliopsida; Proteales; Proteaceae
Product: 7-deoxyloganetic acid glucosyltransferase-like
Exons: 2
Coding region: 58-1494 (478 amino acids)
Molecular function (GO): UDP-glycosyltransferase activity
Source: RefSeq, a predicted model, not a curated record